This is a messenger RNA of Chrysemys picta bellii (western painted turtle), 7926 nucleotides long. Its product is annotated as protein NDNF-like. The record is from RefSeq and is a predicted model, not a curated record. Lineage: Eukaryota; Metazoa; Chordata; Testudines; Emydidae. Gene Ontology annotation, molecular function: protein binding; heparin binding.
GUGGGAUUAGGCUGCGUUAACAGUCUGGCUGACACCUUGUGCAAAGAAUAAGGUCUCACUGUCUGAGGGAGAAUACAUGCAUGCACUUUUUUCCACAGAAGACAUUUGAGAAAUGAAACAACAACUUAGACUUUGAAGAUUUCAAAAUUACACAGGUUACCAAAAAACACAAAAACCCUCCCCUUUUGAAAGACUGCAGGCAUUUUAGUUAAUGUCUAUGUGGGAGCUAUAUGGAAAAAUCAAUUCUGUCCUCUUAAACUGGUUUCAUAGUUUUGGUUUUCAUCUAUCUACAGAGAUCUGAAAAGUCUAUGUUGUUUUGUUUUAUUUUGCUUCUGCAAAUAAGAGAGUGGUCUGAGGAGCAUCUGUCUAUAAACACAAUAGUGCUGAAGAUGUUCAGAUUCUGGAUUUACCUGCCUUUCCAUCUUCUCGUGGCCAUGUGUUUGUGUCAUUCUAUAAAGGUGCCCACCAGUUCCCAACACAGCUUCAAGAGUGAUCUCUUCAACUGUAAUCAUUCCCUGAUUCUUGUAGAUGGUAAGGAAACCACAGUCCACCUGUUGAAGGAUAUACCUAAAAGGUACUGUUUCAUUCUGGAGGAAGACAGAGCCCCAGCUCCUUUCACGGUAACCGUGACACCCUGUGAUGUUCCCAUUGAAUGGAGUAUACUGGUACAUAAGGCAUCAACAAACUUCCUUGGAAAAGCAGCACGUGGUGAUUAUGACACUCUUGAAGCCACAAAAUCUCAGAAGAUUCCAAAGUUGGUGUCCAUGAUAUUUAACUAUAAAGGAAAUUCUGUGGAGACUUAUAUGGGUAUGUCUUCCUAUUCUGCUUUCUAUAUGCUGGAGUUCCUAUCAAUUGAACGAGACACACACAUUACUGUAUACUUAACAACUGACACAACAUCUGGGCAUCUGUAUCCAGAACUUCCAUUAGAUCCACGCAUAGAUGUUAUCGGUAUUGGCCAUGCAACUGUGACUCUAGCUUGGAAACAGAGCCCAUCGGUCUUAAAGCACAAAGAAAACAUCCAGUAUUGUCUUCUUGUCAAUGAAAAACACAACUACAAGAGUUUAUGUGCAGCUGAGACAGCUAUCAGAUCUUCAGGUAUGAAAUCGCCACCAGCACUAGCUCUUUCUCUCUUUCCAUAUCUUCUAGACCAUCAACAGGUGAUGAUACUGUCCAAUAGUGAAUUAAGUAUCAUCAACAGGGUUAGUAACGGGGAAGUGAGGCAGAUAUGCAUGGGCACCAAGAAUACUUAUACAGUGCCCAACCUUAGACCCAGCACUCAAUAUUACUUUGAUGUUUUUGUAGUCAACCUCCUCACUAAUGCAAGUGCUGCCUACACUGGAACAUUUGCAAGAACUCUUGAGGAACCUGAGCCUAAAGUUAUUGAGCUGAAGGAUGGGAAGGUAAUUCAUCUAACCCUGGAUGGGAAAAAGCAGAAAUUCUACAGCUUGCAGUACCAGGCUAGACACAAGAAGAUCCAAUUCAUCUUUCAAUCUUGUAGUGGCCACGUAGGGGUUCAGAUAACAAGGAAUGGUAAAGUACUGGCCUCAGAAAACAUUGCAGGCUUCAGACAUUUCUCACUGAAGGGAAAGCUGCUGGACACGUAUUUGGUGCAGCUAAGGUCCAUGGACCAUACUAAUUCUUCUGUGAAAGUUCAAGUAUCCUCUCACUUCCACAAGCCUUUCUUCCCACUUCUUCCAGAAAGCUUAAAAAUCAAGUCCUUCAGUAAACUGAGGACCUGCAAUUCAGUCACCAUUGCCUGGCUAGGAACACAAGAGCAGAGCAAGUACUGUGUGUACAAGAAAAGGAUCAAAGAGGAUCAAGUUUGGAUGGAGGUGAGGAGUGCAGACAGGUGCUCAGGGCCCAAAUCCAGACACAACUCUGAGAAAGUGCUGUGCAAAUAUUUCUAUGAUAUAAAUCUACGACGAGCAGUUACCACACAGACCAUCAAGGGAUUGGAAGCAGGGACUCUCUACCUGUUUGAUGUUUAUCUAACUGAACCUUCUGGGAUCCCGGUCAGGUAUCACAGUAAAGUUGUGAAGACCAGGAAAAAAUGUUGAGGGCUUUUCAAUAAAUAUUUUCUGGUAGAUAAAUAAGGAGCAAAAUGAAAAACAUGCACAAUAAAUACCAGUGCUCUGUGCAGUUCAAAAUAUAUUGGGGCAUAACACACAAUUAUUAAAGCUGCAAGAUUUGUGGGGAAAGAAUUUUUUCAACUGUCUAGAAAAUUAGGCUCACUCUGGCAUCUUUUUUCCAAUAUAAGCUUCUCUCUCAGUUGUCUCACAUUGACAGCAAAAACAAGACUAAAACAAAUAGAGACACUUGGAAACAAUGGAUUCACCCCAUGACAUACAAGAAAUCAGCCUGGAGUGAAAUGAACUAAAAUGGACCUGAAAUCAAAUUCAUGUUGUUAAAUACCUUUCAAGGAGUAUUGAACUGUUACUUUAAAAUCUAAUGUUGUUUUUUCACUUGGCAUACCUCAGUAACUGUCAAUGAGGGACUGAGCGAUACCACCAGAAUGACUAUCUCUGACAGAUUGACCGUUCCCUGCCAGUUGAGAGAUUUGCUUGUGAAGGCAAAUGGACAAUGGACUGGUAUUGCUGCAAAGCAUCUCUCAUGCACAAAGGUGCAAGACUGAUAAAAGUGGUGGAUCGGGUGUCCAGCUGCUGCAGCUACACAUUCUAGUCAACUGCAAUUACAGGAGAUUCUCAAACAACCACAUCACAAUUACCUGCAUAUUUGAAUUGCAUUCAUUCCUGUGGAGAAGUUAUUCUUGUUUAGAGAUGGACCUGACUCAGAAAGUUUGGACCAGAAAUUGGAUCUGAAUUUCCCCAAAGUUGAGGGUGUUUGAAUACAGUUUGCUGGUUCUGCCCAUAUAGAGAAAGACCUGAGUAGGGAAGUCUGAGGAGAAGGAAGAUAGUUCUGAUCCAAACUGUUCUAGUUCAGGUCCAUUGCUACUCUUGUUUGGGUUUAUGUAUUCUAUACAUACAUAUACAUUGUAUAGACAAGGUGCAUCAUCUUUGAAGCUUUCUUGCAGCAAGACAUGGAGGGCUGAAAACAUUAUCACUAAUCCUUCCUCCUCCCCACAUAGAGAUUCGCACAUGCUAAACGCCCCACUGCAUGUAUUAUUUUACUCUUACAAUGGGAUACAUGAAUUCCCACCCCAUAAUUUCUGACCCUGGCAAACACCAGCACUGUGCAGAACUGCAUGAGGGCCAGUUCCCCACAAGAUCACGUUCUGGUUUCCCUUCCCACCGUGCCCACACGCACACAAUCCUACGCAGGCACCUCAAUGUGAUAGGCUAAUUCCUUCCUUCCGUGCAGCCCCAACACAGCCUAUUUCAAAGAAUGUGUUGCUUUUUUAAAAAUGUGAUUUUUCCUAUUGAGUAGCAUGAAGUAGUAUGUCUGUAGUAAAACCUGACAAGCACAGGUGUUUUUAUUGUCUCUGAUUCUCUGAUUGUCUCUUUUAAAUUUUGGAAAAGGCAAAGUAUGAGGAAUAUUUUGAAUAAAAAAAUCCCCUCAGAAAAAAAAAUCUUCAUAAACAAUUAUGCUGUUUCAUCACCUGCAGAAGAGAUUUUUGAACACAGACACUUGGCAGAUCUGGAUUUCAUAUAUAAAGUAAUGUAAAACAUUAACAGACCCAGAUAUUUCUGAAGAAAAUUGAUCUGCUUUAUUUGUUUUUCUCCAAAAUUACACAAAGCCAGGUGUAAGUGCGUAAUUCUAGUCCACAUGUAUUUAUUGUACAUUGUGCAUGCUAGUACUUCCUUUACCUUACUGGAGCAUCAAGGUUUCAACUUAUUGUUCAUUAUUAUUAUUCAUAUUUCAACAGUGCUCAGAGGUGCCAGUCAGCACUGGGCCCCACUGUGCUAAGUGCUGUACAAACAUAUAGGGCAUGUCUAUACUUAAGGCUAAAUCGGCGCUGCUGCGAUAGAUGCGGAGGUGUCUAUUUAGCAGGUCUGGAGAAGACCCACUAAGUCGAUGGCAGAGUGCUCUCCUGUCAACUUCUGUACUCCAGCUCUCCGAGAAGCGUAAGGGAAGUCAGAGGGGAAAGCGUCUCCCAUCGACACAGAGCGGUGUAGACACCACUGUAAGUCAACCUAUGUUACAUAGACUUCAGUUACGUAAGUUAUGUAACUCAAGUAGCAUAACUUAGGUUGACUUACAGCUGUAGUGUACACCAGCCCAUUGUAUGAAACAGUCGCAGCUCUGAAGAAUUAAUGUAGUUUAAGACAAUACACAAGAGUAGGCAAGAGGCACCUGCCCAACAGCUUCCUUGUGGUUCCUGAAUAUGAAUGCCAAUGCCAGCCCCCCUGCUUGCUGCAAGAAGGGGGAGAGUCCCCGGCACCUCUGUGGGAUCAGCUGAAGAAUCAUGGCCCUACACUCCUAAAACACUGUGCAGGAAAACAUCUAGGGAUUCUGAGCAACACAGAACUUUCGGGGCCACACACCUAAGGGUAUGUCUACACUGCAAUUAAACACCACAGCUAACCUGCGUCAGCUGACUUGACCUCACAGAGCAUGGGCUGCGGGGCUGUAACGCUGCAGUGCAGACAAUCGGGCUCAGGCGGCAGCCCAAGCUCUGGGACCCAGCAAGUGGGGACAGUCCCAGUGCCUGGGCUCCAGCCUCAGCCCGGCAAAGCAGAGUCAGCUGGCAUGGGCCAGCCAUACGUGUUUAAUUGCAGACAUACCUCUGAAAGCCUCUCCCUCUGUGACCUGUAGCCCUACCUGCGCUCAUCAAGAACUCUUCAGGUAAUUGUCUAAGGAUCUAGAGGCACAGCAUUCUCUCUGGCAGGCCUUUAUGUCUAAAAUUUGCUUCUGCCAAAAAAUAGCCUGAACCCAAACCUGGCCAUGUAUAGAACAUGAUGCAAGACUCAUCCUUUUACCCACCAACUGUACACUUUGAAAUCCCUCUGUUUUUCUCUGUCUCUUGAAAGUCUCAAUGAUGUGUAAUUUAUCUGUUCAUUUUAUCUGGGUUGUGUUAAGCAUGUAAAGUAUACUAAGGUGCUAUGGAGACGGAUGCCCUAUAAAUGAUUGCAAUAACAACCUAAGGAGAGGAGAGUACGAUGAUCUAUCCAGUUGUUUAUAACACACUCUUAAUAUGCUGACCUUGAGCUAACAAAACUUCCAUUGAGAUCUCUGUGUUUGCAAGCUAGAUCCAGGGCAGUAUCAUAGGUGCUGGAACAAUUUUUAAUGGGGGGCAGGGAGGGGUUUCUUAAAAGCCAUUGAACAAAACUGUAACCUCUGUAUAGGAUGGAAACCAUUUCAAACCAAGGGGGGGUGCUACUGCACCCCCACCAGGCCUAGUUCCAGCACCUAUGACAAUAUAUGGCUCAGAAAUAACGUCACAGAACUCCACUUACAAUAGGUGCACUUAAAAGUCAUUCAAUUUCCAUCUCACUGUUGAUGUUAUAUAGAACCAUUAGCAGUAUAGAAAUUAGAUGUGGCAGAAAUGUUCUUCGCUGUCAUUCUUUUCAGUGCUAUUCUCCUUUUAUGAAGCACAGCAGGGAGCAGACCUUGAAAACCUUGACUACAUGCUCUCCCUGCCCCCCCAAUUUGGCUCUAUCUCCUCUUGCUCUCUUACUAAAGGAGCUCAACUACUUGGCCCACCCCAUCUCAAGCUGCAGUCAGCGCUUUCCAUCUCCUAACAGUCUACUAACCUGUGCCAAGUAGGGAAAGUACUGAAACAAAGCCUUGGAGAUUUAAAGUUAGCCCUGUGAGGCCUUGAGGAAGCUACAGAGGCCUCUGUGUAUUUUGUCCUCUCAAAUGAUUUAAGAUAAGCCCUCUGUGGCUUUGCUAUACAAAAAAGUUUUUCAAAGUGUCCUGUGGUGGGCUUUUCCCAUAUGCUGCCAGCUGCCACAACCUGGAGCCUGAGGAUGAUGGAAUAUCCAAGCCUGAAUCAAUAAUAUCCCUUCCUAGAAUGGCUUGCUGUGUAUUCUCUGUUGCAAGGACACCACUAUGAAGAUGGAGGGCUGGGGUAGAGACUCUGAUAAUCAGAGAGUGUGGGUAAUACUGAGAUUCAGACUUUGCAUGUAUUUCAGCAAAGCCUCUCAAAAUGGCUUUCAGCUUUUCCCAUGAGCACUUGGCUCUGACAAUCACCACUUGAACCCUGAAGGCGACAAAGCAAACAGUGGGAGAUUGAAACCACAAAAUAAAGGGGCAUAGGUUACAAUUCAGUGAUGGGUGGUGAGUACAAAUAGCAAUAAUCUAAUUAAAUGGGCGUGUUCUAGAGUUUAGUGCCAAAAUUAAAGGGACCAAAUUAAAGCUUUCAUUCAGAUUUAAUAUAUUUCUUGCUGGCACCACCAAGCUGCGUAAAUGAACUCCUCGAGCAUAUCAAGGAUGUAAGUUUUCCUUCUGACUCAUCACAAUCAGCUCACACUGGCAAAACCAUUUCUUUAAGCAGAAGAACUUCAUAAGCAUCAGGUUUACACCUACUCUCACGAAAGAGCUCAGUGUCAUGGGCAGACUCGGAAGAAUGUGAUUUUUAUUUUUUUUCUACUUUUGAAAGUUAAUAUUGAUUUUUGUUUCUAAGGUGUUUUAUUUUAUGUGGUUUUAAUUUUUACAGCUGCAGGAAAUUAAGGGGGAGUUAGGUUAGGGCAGUACUGACAGAGGGUCUCUAGGGGGCUUCCUGCAUGGCCAAGGAGCCCAAGACACCCCCAAGCACAAGUUGUGGGGGAGGCUGCGGUCCUCGCAGGGCAGAUCAGAGAGGUCAGGGCCGUGAAGAGGAUGAGCCCCUGGCUGUGCGGGAGGCCACCCCCUGUCCAGGGACAGCUUCCUCACUCCCAGCUGGUGAGGGAGAGAGCGGAUCUGUGCCAGCAGCAUUGGAGAAGGCUCCCUGUGCUGCUACAGGGCCAGUGACACCCAAUCCCUGCAGGCACAGGGUGCAGGAUGGAGGCUGCACUGGCACCGACUGUUACCCAUGGAUACUUUUUUUCAUAUAUUUCAGUGUGCAGAUGAAAUUGACCUUUACCAACAUCUAUCAAUUUAAAUUGAGUCCUGCCAAGCCUACUCAGGGAUAGGACUCAUAGUCAGUAAGGUAACAUCAUGCCACAGCAGUUAGUGGGCCUGCCCACCCCAGCCCCAGGUGAUAUUCUGUUCACACUGAUAUGAUAUGAACGCUGAUAUUGACAACACCAAUGAGAAGUGCAUGCAUGUGUCUCAGUCGGAGUUGGGCAAGCUGCUCUGUGCCAGCACUAGGUCUCAAGUGAGAGGACAGUGCAAAUGCACAGCAAGGCAAUGCACCAAGCACAGGUUAACAUACAUCAGUGCAAUGGAAAUUACAGGGAACUACACUCGAGGGCUGCAAAAUCCACAGCUGGACUGUCUAGAGGCAGCAGCAGUUUAGACCGGGCAACCUUCCCAGAUUCUCACCACAACAUUAGGUCAGAUGUAACAUAACACAGGCAAAUGCCGUUUCACUGGCCUUGGUCUGGCUGGUAUACACUAGGGAAUUAAUAUAGUAUUGGACAAGUACAGAGAGCAAUAGUGGCGCUUACUGGUAUGGGAAACUUUCACCACAUAAUAAGAAUGGUGUGGGUGAGUUCUUGCUGAUUUGCUUAUUCCACAGGCAGAAGAGAUUUUUUUUUAAAAUGAGGCUGUGAUGUCAUUGACAUGAACUGUGACCGUAUAGAUCACUGUUGCAACCAAGGUCCUAUAGUUGCGCCAAAUCUUGUACAAAGGGUGUCAAGUGAGCUGUCUAUGAAAAGGUUGUAAUUUGCUGGUUAUAAUUAUGCUGUCUGUCGAUGUGUAUCAUUUUUGUAUUUGAAGUUAUGAAUAUUGGCUAUGUACAUGUAGCUCAACGUGUUUGAUUCUCUGGCUGGUUUGGUGUGCCUUAGUAGUGAAGGGCCCCCGGCCUUGGGCUGUGACUGCUCUGUUCUCAGGGCCGGCUCUAGGCACCAGCGUUCCAAGCAUGUGCUUGGGGCGGCACAGCAC